GCCUUGCGCUUCUCCGAUGGACCCUCUGCGCGUCGCCUAGUCAGCAAUGGGAUGAACAUUUCCUCCGCUGUUCCUUCGGCCGUCUACUCUUGUGCGUGACGUGAAGCUUUACCGCUGAUGCCGGCAUGAUUCCACGGUUACACACACAUCAAAAACACAAACCAUGUCUGCCGCGCUGAAGAACCAGAGCAAGGUGCCGUCAGAGCUCGUCGACGCGCCCGAGCAGAGCAAGUCGCCCAAGAACUAUCGGGGGUUCGUGGGGGGCGUCUUCUCGGGCAUUGCGAAGCUGUCAGUGGGGCAUCCGUUCGACACUAUCAAAGUGCGAAUGCAAACAACCGACAAGUCGCAUUUUCGAGGACCGGUGGACUGCUUGAUGCAGACGAUCAGAAACGAGGGCGUCAAGGGAUUAUACAAGGGCGCAACACCGCCGCUGAUCGGGUGGAUGUUCAUGGACUCGCUUAUGCUGGGCUCCCUGAACGUCUACCGAAGAGUCUUGAACGACAACAUAUUCCAUCCCGCAAGAUACCCAGGCGAGCAGCAGAAGAAGCUUCCGGUAGUUGGGCAUGCAAUGGCCGGAGUAAUGGCUGGCUGGACUGUGUCCUUCAUCGCGGGGCCGGUAGAGCACAUAAAGGCGCGUCUUCAAGUGCAGUAUGCGGCGGAAAAAAGCAAGAGACAAUACAGCGGGCCCAUCGACUGCCUGAAGAAGACCUUCAACGGUCACGGCAUCCGUGGUGUAUGGCACGGCCUCAGCGCUACCCUCCUCUUUCGUACAUUCUUCUGCUUCUGGUGGGGCUCCUACGAAGUGUUCACACAGGCACUGAAUACAAAUACGAAUCUCUCCGCCCCGGCAGUCAACUUCUGGGCCGGCGGUAUGUCCGCACAGAUAUUCUGGCUCACCUCGUACCCGAGCGAUGUGAUCAAGCAGCGAGUCAUGACCGACCCUCUUGGUCCCGAGCGCAAAUUCCCGAGAUGGCGAGACGCGGCGAAGGCGGUGUACAGAGAGCAAGGUUGGAAGGGAUACUGGAGAGGCUUCGUGCCAUGCUUCUUGCGAGCGUUCCCGGCGAAUGCGAUGGCGCUGGUCGCUUUCGAGUCGGUCAUGCGCGCAUUACCGGAGUAGAAGGAGGAUACGAAGCAUCAUGCAAGUUGCGAUGUUCCAUUUUGGCAUAGCGGACUGCGAGUUACAAUACCCCACUUAUCGACUGUUACAUCAAAAGGUCCUCAUACGACCGUUAUCGUCCGUC
Paraphaeosphaeria sporulosa is the source of this 1241-nucleotide messenger RNA. Its product is annotated as mitochondrial carnitine/acylcarnitine carrier protein. The record is from RefSeq and is a predicted model, not a curated record. Gene Ontology annotation, biological process: transport. The transcript has 3 exons. Lineage: Eukaryota; Fungi; Ascomycota; Dothideomycetes; Pleosporales; Didymosphaeriaceae. Bases 164 to 1117 code for a protein of 317 amino acids. Gene Ontology annotation, molecular function: transmembrane transporter activity.